This is a messenger RNA of Dalotia coriaria, 2634 nucleotides long. Its product is annotated as nuclear exosome regulator NRDE2. Gene Ontology annotation, biological process: negative regulation of RNA catabolic process; regulatory ncRNA-mediated heterochromatin formation. Lineage: Eukaryota; Metazoa; Arthropoda; Insecta; Coleoptera; Staphylinidae. The transcript has a single exon. The coding region runs from base 206 to 2422 and encodes 738 amino acids. Gene Ontology annotation, cellular component: catalytic step 2 spliceosome. The record is from RefSeq and is a predicted model, not a curated record.
UUCAUUUCCAAGGCCAUUAAACAUAUGUAACCAGUAGAGCUGCAAGUUUGAAAACAUAAUAUUGACAGGCCACCAGUGGUAGGUUUUGUAACUACACAGUUGGGGGUAGUGUGGUGUUCUGCACACAUAACCUAAAAUUCUUUAAAACAACGUAACGCGUUUAAAAACGUAUUUUUAUUUAUAAUAAUUAUGUAAUUAACAUAAAAUGGCAUUGUUUGCUGCUUAUGCGGAUGUGAAAGACGAUUCUACAGCAACUAAUUCAUCUGACGUCGGUUGGCUAACGAACUCUAGUUUUAAAAUAGAUGUGACUCCAUUUCAAACCAGUGAAUUGCAAAUUCAUCCAAAACAUUUUCAAGACACAGACGAUAAUUCACUAUCAGAAACAGAAGACAAUGAAGUGCGACACAAUAAACAAAAAAGAAAACAUAAGAAGUCAAAAAAAUCCUCAAAGAAACAAAAAUAUACAGAGAAGUGUAAAGAAUUUGAUGGAUAUUCAAUUGAUAAAAAGUCUGCAAGUGAACUUAAAUAUGUUAAUACAAUUUCCAGACCCAGUGCACCUAAAUAUAAAAUAUAUAAAUACCUAGCCUUUCCAAGAGAGAGAAAAGUAAAGAAAUUUAAAAGAUACUAUCAAGUAAUAAUUGAUAAACAUGUAAAUGAAAGUGCCACUGAAGAAGAAUUGACAGCAGAAGCUUUAAAUUCAACACCUUCCAAAAAUAGAAAGCAAGGAUCAGACAUGACAAUCCUAGAGGAACAAGAAAUAUCCAGACAAACUGGCACAUUCAACAGAAAACUUCAAAUAGAUGCUUAUGACAUAGAUACAUGGAUAAAAUACAUCAAUUUCCAAGACAACGUCUUCAACUUUGAGAAGUAUUUCAAAAAAGGCUCAAUUGCAAAAGGUCUAAGGGUAACAGCAGAGAGAAAAUUGACCAUUUUAGACAGAGCCCUGCAACAUAAUCCCGAUUGUGAAUUACUACUCAGAAUGCGCGUGGAUAUCGCAGCCGGUGUAUUCCCAGCCGACGAGUUACAAACACAACUUAAAAAACUAGUUGACAGAGAUUCAGGUAACAUUAUCCUCUGGCAGGCUUACAUUGAAGCAUCACAAUGCUCAAUGUCCCACUGCACAGCCCCCACAGUAAUAAAUUUAUACAUUAAAUGCUUACACACGCUGCACACAAUCAGACGCACGGCUAAAUUAAAACGCGUGGUGUUAGAGGAAAGUAUCCUACGCAUGUUGUAUCAAUGCGGGUUAUUCCUCCGCCAAGCCGGCUUGUUUGAACAAUUAUGGACGUUGUUACGCAUGUAUCUUGAACUUAACUUAAGCGGAAGUUCAGAUAUACAAUUCGGUACUGCUAGUACAACAAGAGAAGAAACAUUACUAGUUGAGUUAGAAGAUACUGUGUUAAAAUCACAGCUGCCUAUUCAUGAAUUAUGGCCAAGGAUUGAGAAACUCCGAGAAGCGUGUCAUUACCUUCCUGUUUUCGCGCAGGAACAGGAAUGUGCGGAUCCACAACGAUUGGUAUUCACUGAAGAUGUUUCCGAGUUGAUACAUCCCAUAACUAUGCCAGGGAAUACUUUCCGGUUAACGGUAAUGAUUCUAACUCUAUUAAAAAUCCCGCUUUUGCCCUGCAGACAUGUUACAAUGAAAGAAUUUGGUAUAGAUUAUGUUCCAUGGUCAUUAGACUCAAUCGAAACAUUACUACCAAUGUUCUACCCGUUAUUCCCGCUGGAAAUCAGCAACAAGUUGUUGUGCAACGCGCAAAAACUAGUCGUUGGUCCACAGUAUUUAAAAACACUGCCAGGACAAGAAGAAUAUCUGCAGUUUAUCUUAACUGUGAUGACAUCGUGUGGGAAAUGCUUAGGUGGACGUGAAAAAUUAGCGAUUACUGUUUGGUGGUUUCGUUUCUUACGAUUAUUAACCAUCCUGGAAAAACUAGACAUGUUUAAAGUCACUGCGAGUUUUAAAAAGAAACUGCGUACUGAUAUGAAAAGUUGUCUGCGUGAGAAUUCAACAAAUAUUGUUUUAUUUAAAGAAUACGCAUUGGUAGAGACAGAAAACAACUUCGAUUCAGGUAUAAACGUGUUGAAAACCGCGCUGGAUAUGAAUUCUGAUAGUGAUUUAUUCCAAAUGGCCGAAGAGAAACGUACAGCGAUUGUUUCAACAUUGCGUACAUUUAUUGAACUUUAUUUGUUUAGGGGUAAACAAAUUGAUAAAGAGACCAAACAAGUUUGUUUUAAAUAUAUCUGUGCGGUAGUUACCGGUAAGUUUACGAUUGCGAAUGCUCCACGGUUUAUUACACAGAGUAUAAUUAAUGAAACGAAGGAAAAAUUCGCGGAAGUUAAUGUGAAUUUAUUAAGAAAUGAUUUCAAUGCUAGUUUGAAUGGUGUGGAUUACUUUUACCGGAUUUCACUUCAGACUGGUUGAUUUUAAACGCCUCCUUUUAUUUCUUAAUGAUUUUGGUGAAGCACGGAUAUUUGUUGAGAAUAUUCUCAAUAAAUUUGAAGAUAAUCCAGCACAAGAAGAAGAAAAAGUGCGGAAUCCAAAGUUGUGACGCCAUCAUUCCGAACAGAGCUACUUUAUGAGUUUUUGGUUGCUAUUUUAUUCAAAACUUGUACAGAUACACCAGGAGCAGGAAU